CAACCCCACCACGAAAACACCAAAAUCUUUUUCGUGUCCCACCGUCCAGGCGCUCGUCACCGUACCGCAACAGAACAAGUGCACCCCACCAGCCCUCCACACCCCAACGUCAUGUCGGAACCUACGCGCCCCUCCUCGCCGCCACCAGCGACUUGCAAGGUCGUCCUCGCAGGCACCGUCGCGAACAAGCUGAUGUUGGAGGUGAAAGGCUCGCUCGCAACGCUGGGCCGCAAACCGCUGCUGGUCGGUUUCCUGGCCAAUACCGAUCCCGCGGCGAAGAUGUACGCGGACUGGACGGGCAAGACGUGUGAGGACAACGGCUUCGCCUUUGAGCUCCGAACCCUCGACAAGGACAACCUCGAGGCGGCCAUCCUCGGCGCAAACGUGGACCCGGCGAUCGACGGCAUAAUAAUCUACUUCCCCGUCUUCGGCACGAUGCAGGAUAGCUACCUCCAGCAGCUCACCGUGCCCACGAAGGACGUUGAGGGACUCUCCCACCGCUACUUGUUCAACAUGUACCAAAACCGCCGGUUCCUAGACGCGGCUAAGACGCAGAAAUCGCUGCUGCCGUGCACGCCCCUCGCCGUCAUCAAGAUCCUCGAGCAUGUCGGCGUGUACAACCCCAUUCUCCCCUACGGGAAUAGGUUGUUCGGGAGGACGAUUACGAUCGUCAACAGAUCGGAGAUCGUGGGACGCCCGUUGGCGGCGCUGCUGGCGAAUGAUGGCGCCGAUGUCUGGAGUGUCGAUAUCACCGGUGUCCAGAAGUUCACAAGGGGUGAGGGAAUCAAGAGGACCAUGCACCAUGUCCAUGAUGUGGACGACAAGCUGGAAGAUGUGGUGCCGCGCAGCGACGUGGUCAUUACUGGUGUGCCGAGCAAGAACUACAAGUUCCCCGUCAACCUGUUGAAGUCGGGUGCUGUGUGCAUCAAUUUCUCGUCAGAGAAGAAUUUCGAUCCGGAGGUCAAGGAGAAGGCGUCGAUCUACGUGCCUGCUAUCGGAAAGGUCACGAUCACGAUAUUGCUGAGGAACAUUCUGCGAUUGAUCGAGAACCGCAAGGCGGCCGAAGCAGCGGGUGAAGCACCAGCAGAUCCUGCCGGCCCAGAAGGGGUAGCACAGACGUAGACAGCUGUGAAGAACACUUGAGUGGGUAGAUGACGAGAUAUUGAUAUCAAAGCAAAACAAAGGAACCACGGUUGUGCUAGAUUGAGCAGGCGUUAGGAAUGGAUAGGUCGGCUAUUAGAAAAAAAUCAGGACUUUUGGUAGAAUUCCUUAUACUCCAUAGAUGUGUACAGAACAAGCAAGCAAACAAUGAAACAAGAAGCAAAGUUA
Tricharina praecox is the source of this 1329-nucleotide messenger RNA. RefSeq names its product methylenetetrahydrofolate dehydrogenase. NCBI's taxonomy places the organism in Eukaryota, Fungi, Ascomycota, Pezizomycetes, Pezizales, Pyronemataceae. The record is from RefSeq and is a predicted model, not a curated record. The transcript has 4 exons. Gene Ontology annotation, biological process: purine nucleobase biosynthetic process. Bases 112 to 1122 code for a protein of 336 amino acids. Gene Ontology annotation, molecular function: methylenetetrahydrofolate dehydrogenase (NADP+) activity; methylenetetrahydrofolate dehydrogenase (NAD+) activity. Gene Ontology annotation, cellular component: cytosol.